AUGACAACAUUUACAUAUGGUGGAUUUAUCACAACAGAAAAGAAUGAAACAACAUAUAUUCUUAUUUUAAAUACAAAUGUAUUUACAUCGACAUAUCUAUUUUAUACACGUCAAGAUCAACAAUUUGUUAUUCAUGUACAAGUAUGUAACGCUGAUGGAUCCAUGUGUACAGUUAAUUUAACUAAUAAUCAAACAACAACACUAUUGAGUUCUUCGUUAUUAUUACUUUUACCAUCAACAUAUGAUGAUAGUCCAUUACUUGAUUUAUUAUUCAAUACAACUAUUAAACAAAAAUAUGAAGAUAAACAUUCACAUGUACACGAACAAAUUAAUACUACACUAAAUUCAGAAAUGUUUUAA
Molecule: messenger RNA, 360 nt
Organism: Rotaria sordida
Lineage: Eukaryota; Metazoa; Rotifera; Eurotatoria; Philodinida; Philodinidae
Source: the annotation of a GenBank genome assembly